AAGGGGGUACACAUAACGUGGGCGUCCCAAACUGACGGCGGCAAGCUGUUAGGAAGCUGUCGUUAUUGUUCUGAUGACUGAGUAGAUUCGCGUGGCCGGAGUGUGAGGCAGUUACACUUCCUGUCCCAUACCAACAUACCAUUUAUAGCCAACUGAAAAACAGUUUCCUUUGCUUACGUGCGAUUCUCUGUGUACUCCGGCUUCCUCCCACAGUCUAAAACAAUGCAAGUUCAGUUUACCGGAGACUAUAAAUUGUCCAUUGGCAUAGUUGUAAACGAAAUACCUUUGAGAAAAUGGGAGUCUCGUUUGUUAAGUCCACAGGUCCAUUUUAUGUCUAGAUUGAGGUCAUGCGUUUGUUGGUACAGUAAAUAUGACAUUCCAGUCUAUUCUAACUAAUUGUUAAUACCUCUUUGUGCGAAACCUGACUCGUGUACUGCUCAAAACAUUUAAGUUGAAUCAAGUCACCUGAAAAGGGUUGCUAACAACACCAUCGGUCACGCCACCUUGCAUAAAAUGAGAUAUUUUAAUGAUGAACUGUAUGUUCUAUUUUCACUGUUGGACUUGUAUCCAAAAAGUCAUAAACAUUUUGGUGAGUUGAGGGGGUGGGCGUGAAGGGUUUUAUUCCGAGCCUGUUGCUGCUGUUUCGACACAAAAGGGAACAAACAAGCUUCCGAGAUACUCAAACGCCUUGUCUCCUCAAAUAGUUGUGUUGAACAAAACGUGGCCGAUUUCGACAAAGGAUCGACAUUACAUAAGGUUUAAUCCGAUGUUUAUCGUGUCCUUUCCGUGCUGCUUGUAUAAUCCCGUUGCGUUACCGAACAAACAUUUCGGAGAGCGAAACAGCUUUGUACAUUCGACGUGUAGUGUGUUGUUCGUGUUUUUUGCCUUCUCUAUGAGGAAAUUGCGGAAAGCACAAAGGGGAAGACAAGUCAGUCACUGACGUCACUCAUCUGGCAACAAGAGUGAACGCGUCCGUCUCUCUCGUCGCUGAUUGGCCGGGGCCCAUCAAGCUCGCGAUGUGAUUGGUCGCGGACGGCCUGCCAUCAGCAACAGGGACGAGCCGAGGGCGACAUUUUGUAGCAAAUCAGACGCAGACGGAAAAGAAGACGAGAGAGAAAGGAGGCGAUAGCUUCUCGGAGUUUGUUUUCCCAUCAACUAGGGUGACCACCAACCAAAUUUGUGGGGAAUACGAAAGAGGGAUAUCUGUUUCGCCGAAACAACGAACCGGACGAAAGGCUUCGACGAUCGAGCCUGUAGAAGUCGGUCCCGCGGCUUCGUGGUGAAUCGUGUGCGCCGAGGUGAAUUCAUGUUCAGCUCGACUCCGCGACCAAGCGACGCCCAUUGGCACUCGACGACCGCCAGCCCGGCAGACUCGACGGGACCAAGACCCCUCGGUAGCAGCAGUCGUCGACCCGACGGCGACGACAUCAUUGGUGUCGACUGUUGUUCUCGGAGACGGAGGACGCUGUCAAAAAAAGGCGCAAGGCAGACGAAAAGGACGAAGAAGAGGAAUCUCUUCCUGGCCGACUUGGUGGCAACAAAGAGGUGACAAUCAAAGUGAAGCAUCAUGGGAGGUGGAGGCGGAGAGCGGUGCGGCAACAUUCCGGGCCCCCACCAUGAGCGCCCCAAGAAGAAGAACCAGCAGCUGGGCCGCAGCAAGCAGAGGGGCCGCGACCAGAACGGCAACGUGACGUCGUCCGCGGGGCCCGGCGUCCUCCACCACCACCACCACCGCCGCCGCAACAACGACAAGGGCGACCUGGUGUACCAAUGCUCCCCGGAGGCGCGGCAGGCCGAGGCGGCCGCUUCCAUCGCCCGCCUGGCCGCCGCCUACCAGCACGACUGGGAGGGGGCAGUGUCCCACCUCAACACGCUGCUGAGCGCCCGGGGCAGCCCCGCCUAUGCCGGGCCCAAGUUCAGCGAGCCGCCCUCGCCCAGCGUGCUGCCCAAGCCGCCCAGUCACUGGGUGGCCUUCCCAAUGAGUGCCGGCGAGAGCAGGGAGAUGAUGACCUUCCAGCUCAAGAGCCUCUUAAAGGUGCCGGCCUGACGGGGCGAAUGGCCGUGGUACACUUUUUAAAGAGCUUUUUUUUUCCCCCAAACCAAAUCACACAUUACAACUCUCUUGCCUUGCUGGCGACGACAAAGCGGAACCCCCCCCCCCUUUUUUUUGCGUCGGUUUUCGUUCUUUUUAUUUUGGCUAUCAAAGCAGAUUGUGUGCACUUAUUUUUCCAUGUUAAUUCCCGUCCACCUCUGUGGACAUAUACAGCCAUUUUUCAUUUUGAUACUCAAUAACGAGUUGCCGGCACGCGGUCCAAUCUCCUUUUUUAUGUAGCACAUUUCAGAACGAGAGCCACCGCAGUGUUCUCGUUUCCAAACAGUGGGACACUCAACUGCGAUUCUGCUGGGAAAUCAUGUGUACAUUGUUUUUAAUGCACGCAGGCCUUAGGCAGUCGACUCCUGUGUAUCCUUCCUUAUUUUCAUUUUUUUUUUUUAAAUUUUAAUCGCGCUGUGCGCACAUGCACUACAGAAGGCGGCUGCUGUAAGGCCUGGCUGGCACUCAUGUUCACGCUGCCUCUCAAAGACAAAGUUUUUCCUCUGUCACUCUUGUUUGUUGUCCUCCUUUUUUGGAGGGAGCAUCCCAAAGGGGGCGGCGCCCACUUGAGUCAAAUAUUAGACGCGACAGACGUUCAGUUAGUGUGACACUGUCAAUGUCCCUCGUGAAGGGCAAAAUGGCGGACAAGUCACGGCGUCGCUUGCGUUUGUCGGGUGUCCAAGUGGUCUUGUGCUUUGGCUGGGCCGUGCGUCAACCAAAGCUGUUACCUCUUCCCCACCCCGAUGUUCCCCCGACUCGGUCUCAUCUUGUAAGGCCCACUUGUGCCGCUAAGGCACGCGGAAGAGGACCCAUUCAUUGGGUCCUGUCUGCGGCACCAUUUGGCAUUGAAGAGAGAAGACCGCGGCGCCAAUUUGUGACGUUACGUGAGCGGUGUGCGUUGUUUACGUUCCAUCAUGAGUUCAUGAGCCCAUUUUGCACUGCACUUGCUCCACAUGUGUCAUCGUUACAGGCUGCGUGCGAUGUUUUUCCUUCUCGUAAGCUGUUUUUUUUUUUAAUUUGUUGUUGCUUUCCCCCGUGCAGAACUGAAUCUGCUUCAUAGCCAGACUAGAGACGACAAAACCUCAUUUGUUGAUCAUGUCUUUCAGGAGCCAUGUAAAUACGACUCAUGACAACAUGUAUAAAAUUCUUGUAGCAUAUUAUACAGUUGCAAGCCAAGGGUUUGGAGGAGGCUUGCGGAUGAAAAGUAUUUUUAGUACUCAUGAUAACACUGAAUGUACGAGGCGCAUAUGCCGUCUCAACUUUGCCGAUGCUGAAGAAUAUUUUUGUUAAGAAAAAAAAGAAAACCAUGCAUUUACCAGUACGAGGGAGCCCUGCACUGAAGUCCUUCCGGAGAUCUUGCACACGUUUUGUUUCUUAAAAAUGUUUUGUACGAUGCAGUGUAGGGUGAAAGAGAAGAGUUGAUAAUUGGAACUGGGGAGAUUUGCUCAUGCGUGACGUUCACCUUUAGAACUCUGCGUUCAAGCCCCUUUUGAAAAACAAUUUGAAUCUUGUCCUAUUUUUUUUUUCAGAAGCACCCACAACUCUCAGCUGUUCUUCCGCCAGCUGAUUUUUUUUACAGUCGAUUACUAUGGUUAUCCAGUUUAGUCACGCAUUGCAGUCUCCCCAUGCUAAAUUAGAAGUCGUCUUGUCAUUAAUUGGAUUUGAAUUUGUCCCCAGCGAUUAUGUCAUUGUAUGUGAAGACGAAAAUGCCCCGUUUAAAAUUGUUAACAAUUGGCUUGAAGAAUCCGAGAAAAAAAAAGACUCUUGAUUUGAUGAGUUAGAUUUGACAACAAAUAAAAAUAAAAUCCCCCCCUUUACCCCCCCAAA
Molecule: messenger RNA, 3919 nt
Organism: Hippocampus zosterae (dwarf seahorse)
Lineage: Eukaryota; Metazoa; Chordata; Actinopteri; Syngnathiformes; Syngnathidae
Gene: pnrc2
Product: proline-rich nuclear receptor coactivator 2
Exons: 4
Coding region: 1568-2047 (159 amino acids)
Biological process (GO): nuclear-transcribed mRNA catabolic process, nonsense-mediated decay
Cellular component (GO): P-body; nucleus
Source: RefSeq, a predicted model, not a curated record